Pyrenophora tritici-repentis Pt-1C-BFP is the source of this 1116-nucleotide messenger RNA. RefSeq lists its product as uncharacterized. Lineage: Eukaryota; Fungi; Ascomycota; Dothideomycetes; Pleosporales; Pleosporaceae. The record is from RefSeq and is a predicted model, not a curated record.
AUGACUACCGAAUACACAGUUUCUGCAGCAAAUAACAAACAUGGAACAGCAAAGAAAUGGCUGCAGCGACAUUUGCGGAAAGUAGCAUCGCGCCAGGCCUUGAGGGGUGGAGGAGAAGACGAAGGUAUACAGCGGAAAGCGUCCCUUAAACGGCCACGUACAGCACCCUCUACUGGAGCAGCACCUAUCAUCAAUGAUACACCAUAUGAGUCUUUGGAAUCGGUCGAGAUUGAGCGAGUCUCGCCCCGUCCACCCGUCCUACCCCCGCCCCGUCCAGCAAGACCAGAUUCUAGCGUCAUACGCGAUGUGAAUGCAUGGUUGGAUGCCAGUAUGAAUACGCCUUCGCCUCCAAUAAUGGGUGGCAUUUCAUACUGGCGAGCAGCGACCAAGCCUGGUGUCAAGGACUCGGCGGUCGCUCAGCAUGCUAUUCCACUCAUCAGGGCUUCUGGGAUGGAGAGGCCGUCGACAGCCUCCAGUCAACAUGCAAAGUCACUUCGUCGUUGCGCCAAGAAAGUGCACGAUCAAAUGCCUUCACUGUUGCGCACCAAGUCACAGCGUCCUGUCGACCGGAAGCCAGGCAACAGACAAUCGGCGUCGAUGCCACUCCUCGGUAUCUCACAUGAGAACAUACGAGCAGACACGACCUCAUUCGUCAUAACACGAUCCAGUUCCCUCGUACGACCUGAAAUACGGCCAUCAACACGACAGACGUCAACGUACUUGUCGGUCAAUUCGCAAUCGUGCGAACAUGCGCCUUCUCGCCAGGGUACACCAGGGGGCACAAGGGUUGGCGAUGCGGAUAGCAUCCUCGAGCGACGUCUAAAUGCCAUGUUCCUACGCACAGCUCGCAGCGCAGAAAGUACACGACCAUCGACGGCAGCCGCAGGCCUCACUCGCGAGGACUCGAUGGGUGAUCUUUCUGAUGCGCCAACAUACUUUUCCGGACCGCCGCCGCCAUCAUACCGAUCGCGUCCCGAGUCUCUUCUUACCACUUCUUCAUUUGGUUGCAUAGACGGCAUGAAUCCUGCACAGCGACAGAUGAGUCAGCAGCGGGCGGCACUACAACGGGGAAUGAAAUGUAAGCUGAAGAGGUUUGCCCAGACUUUCACGAUAUGA